Messenger RNA from Symbiodinium sp. CCMP2592, 2487 nucleotides. The record is from the annotation of a GenBank genome assembly. NCBI's taxonomy places the organism in Eukaryota, Dinophyceae, Suessiales, Symbiodiniaceae.
AUGAUCCUGACCGAUGCGGCGUUUGAAACGGAGUCAGGAACUGGAGGCCUGGGGGGCGUCCUUCUCACCGGGUCAGGCUCGGCACUCUCUUUCUUCAGCGUGCCGAUCUCAGAGCAGCAAGCUAAGUCUACGUCGUUGCAAGAUGAGCAUACCAUCAUAUACGAGCUCGAAAUGUUCGGGGUCUUGAUCGGUCUCAAGCUCUUGGUCGAAAAGACAGCUGCUUUCGCAGAAUCAUACGAACAGCCAGGUGCUGUGGCUGGAACGGGAGUGAUUUGUUAUAUCGAUAAUGAUGCUGCGAGACAUGCGUACGUCGCCGGCUCUUCGAAGAAAGGGGUUGCUGGGAUUCUUAUCGAUGAGGUCAAUUUCCUUGAGUAUGUCCACGGAUUCAAGGACGAGUCGGUCGAGGCGACCAAAGUGGUGUUAUCGAUUGUGAAGAGAGUUUCGUUGGCGACAGUGUCCGGCAAGCCACCCAGAGCGGCAGCACGGUCCCGUGGAAGGGACCACGUGGAGGAGUCUCGGAGACGCAAGAAGGCAGACAAGGAAGCCACCGGCGUUGAGGAGGCAGCCCGGAAGAAGGAGGCCGAGCCCGCACGGCCCGAGCACAUUGCCGAGGUUGUUCACCGCCUUGAUCGGAACACUGACAAGCAGGAUGUGGAGUUUGCGACCAAGGAGCCGGAGGCCCUUGACCAGGCCGAGAUCGACGAGAUCACCCACCUCCAGGCCAUGAAUGUGCUUGUGGAGCCGGUGGGGGCCGAGGAGGCAGAACACCUUAGCAGCAUGGUGCAAUACCGCUGGGCUACCGACAUGCUGGAAGAAAACACUUUCAGCCCGGCGAGUGUGAACACGCUCGCCCGCUUAGUCCCCCUGCUUUCGCACAAAUGGGGCACUCUGAUCUACGUCAUGGACGUGAAAGACGACAGCGUCGUGGUACCACCAGCUGGCAAGCGACCUUGUGGAGGCCAGGUUGGAGUCCCUGCCUCGGGCAAGGUCGACGUCGACGACAUGAUGGCCACUGGCGACGAGUUCGAGUUCCUCAAGCGCCGCUAUGUUAUCCAGCCCCGCUGCGCCUUUACCUUGACCUGUAGCGAUCUUGCCGAGCGCCCCAAGGAGCGACAGACGCCAGGACUGAGCGGCCAGGACGACAUGUUCGCCGUGGACACCACCAAGCUUCCAGCAGCCGAGGCCACCAAGUUCCGGACCAUGCUCUAUGUGAGCAAUGAGCGGCCCGACGCGCAGGCCGUCAUCCAGAGCCUCUCUUCCAGAGCGGCUCGGCCGACAGAGCGAGCCAUGAAGCUGAUGAAGCACCUUGUGGGCUACCUGUGGAAGACGCAGGGCUAUGGUGUGAAUCUCCGGUUGGCCCCAGAAAAGUCGGUGAUGCGGCUGGCACGGGGCAAGCUGCUACUCCGACUCCAGCUUCUUCAGCGACCGGGAGAGACCUGCAAAAGCCUUAGCAGCGGCCAAGUCUACCUCGACCAAACCCUCAUGUACAGCUUCGUUCGCGGCCAGAAGGUGGUGACCUUGAGCUCGGGAGAAGCCGAGCUGGUGGCAACCAGCGAAGCCAUCCUCAUCCACAAGGCUUGGCAAUGGAGCAUGCGCGAGGACGCCGAGCUGGUGAUGAGGAGCGACUCUUUGGUCGCCAGGGCGAUAGCAAGCCGACUUGGAGUCGGGAGAGUUCGCCACUUGCAGACCACAGCUGCUUGUGGAUACAGCAGUGGGUGGCCAGCAAGCUUCUACGGGUCGCCGCGGUGCCGACCCAGUUCAACCCAAGUGACUUCGAAGAGCUUGCAGCAACGGCGCCUACGGUUGCUAUGCUUCUUGGCGGGUGUGGUGGACGACAAUGGCGAGCCGAUCGGGCAAGCCGAGCAUGCUGAAGCCAUGGGCCACGAGGCAAUGGCCGCCAUAACGAUGCAAGGGUGCACGGCCAACGGCACGGACACGACCGAGACCCUCGAGGCGAUCCUGUUCUACAUGGUGGAGACCUUCUACGCGAACCCCAUGGUGAUGGUGCUGCUGGUGGUGAUCUACAUGUUGGUCACCAGCCGGUGGAGUUUCACGCUGACGGCAGCUACUUCGGAAACCCUGACCUACGAGGACCUGUUCGAGAACGGUGGGACACCAGGGCUUGAGCCGGCUACGGGGUCCUACCAGGAGGCCACGGCGAGCGCGGCGGCCAGUUGCUCGACCUCGGUUAUCGGAUCCUUGGCUACCCGAGCGCAGCAGAGGCUAACACUGGCUGAGCAGCGUAGGGGUUUCUUAGAGUGUGCUCUCGAACACCUGAGUGACCGAGAGCUUGAAGAGACGGUGUGGACCACUACCUCCGGCUGCGCCUACCACAGGAGGACGUGCGGAAACAUCCGCAACUCGUCCAAAGUUGGUUCCCGGGUGGCCAGGGAAGCCAUCAGGUUGGGAAAAGCUGCAUGCAACCAGUGCUACGCCGACCACUUUUGCCCGACGGUGCGAAAGCGCUUUCCAGGCCAGGGUUUGUGA